CCCGCGUUGCGGUGGCUCCGGAGAUGCUGGAGCGCGGCGCCCCGCUGCUGCACCUGGCGCGCUGAGCGCGGCGCGGGGAGCCCCGGGGGCGGGCGCGGGGCGCCCACUGCAGUCCAAAGCCGGCCCGGCUGCUCGGGCGCUGCGAGACGUCGCCCGAGCGCGGUCAGGUGCGGCCGGACCGCCCCUCGCCACGCCACUAACUUGCCCCUGGGUCGAGCGCCUGGUCUCGGGGGUCCUCGACGCUCGGGGGCCGGUGGGGGGCGGGGAGAGUGGGGGAGUUCGAGGGUCUGCGAUCGCCCCAGGAGGGAUCCUGCGAGUGCUGGGGGGGAGAGCCCGCCGGGUGCCGCUAGGCUUUCCCCCCACCCUCCCCCGCCCCCCGCACCUCCCCAUCGCUCCCCUCCCCCCACCCCUGGCCGCUCUCCCUUCCUCGGAUUCGGAGCGCGGCGGGCGCCUGUGACAUGCGAACGCGGCCGAGGGACGGUCCCCGAGUCUGAAGUGCCCGCGAGGAAGUGAGCGGCGAGGCGGGCGGCCGGCGAUGACAGCCAUGAAGCAGGAGCAGCAGCCCACCCCGGGGGCCCGAGCCGGCCCCGCGCCGCCUGCGGACCAGGAACUCGGAAGUAAUAGCCCUCCACAGAGAAACUGGAAGGGAAUUGCUAUUGCCCUGCUGGUGAUUUUAGUUGUAUGCUCACUCAUCACUAUGUCAGUCAUCCUCUUAACCCCAGAUGAACUCACAAAUUCAUCAGAAACCAAACUAUCAUUAGAAGACCUCUUCAGGAAAGAUUUUGUGCUUCAUGAUCCUGAAUUUCAGUGGAUUAAUGAUACAGAUGUGGUCUAUAAAAGCGAGAAUGGACAUGUCAUUAAACUGAAUAUAGAAACAAAUGCCACCACAUUAUUAUUGGAAAACACAACCUUUGUUGUCUUCAAAGCAUCAAAACAUUCAGUUUCACCGGAUUUAAAAUAUGUUCUCCUGGCAUAUGAUGUCAAACAGAUUUUUCAUUACUCAUAUACUGCUUCCUACGUGAUUUAUAACAUACAUACUGGGGAAGUUUGGGAGCUAAAUCCUCCAGAAGUUGAGGACUCCAUCUUGCAGUAUGCAGCUUGGGGCGUCCAAGGCCAGCAGCUGAUUUAUAUUUUUGAAAAUAACAUCUACUAUCAACCUGAUAUAAAAAGCAGUUCAUUGCGAUUGACAUCUUCGGGAAAGGAAGGAAUUAUUUUUAAUGGGAUUGCUGACUGGUUAUAUGAAGAGGAAAUUCUGCAUUCUCAUAUCGCCCACUGGUGGUCACCAGAUGGAGAAAGACUUGCCUUCCUGAUGAUAAAUGAUUCAUUGGUACCAAACAUGGUUGUUCCUCGCUUUACUGGAGCAUUGUAUCCCAAAGGAAAGCAGUAUCCAUACCCUAAGGCAGGUCAAGUGAACCCAACAGUCAAAUUAUAUGUUGUAAAUCUAUAUGGACCAACUCAUACUUUGGAACUCAUGCCACCUGAUAGCUUUAAAUCAAGAGAAUACUAUAUCACUAUGGUUAAAUGGGUAAGCAAUACCAAGACGGUGGUGAGAUGGUUAAACCGACCUCAGAAUAUCUCAGUCCUCACUGUCUGUGAGACCACGACAGGUGCUUGUAGUAGAAAAUAUGAGAUGACAUCAGAUACAUGGCUCUCAAAGCAGAAUGAAGAACCUGUAUUUUCUAGAGAUGGCAGUAAAUUCUUUAUGACUGUUCCAGUUAAGCAAGGGGGACGUGGAGAAUUUCACCACAUAGCUAUGUUCUUUGUCCAGAGUAAAAGUGAGCAAAUUACUGUGCGGCACCUGACAUCAGGAAACUGGGAAGUGAUAAAGAUUUUGGCAUAUGAUGAAACUACUCAAAAAAUUUACUUUCUGAGCACUGAAUCUUCUUCCAGAGGGAGGCAGCUAUACAGUGCUUCUACUGAAGGAUUAUUGAAUCGCCAAUGCAUUUCAUGUAACUUCAUGAAAGAAGAAUGUACAUAUUUUGAUGCCAGUUUUAGUCCCAUGAAUCAGCAUUUCCUAUUACUCUGUAAAGGUCCAGGGGUUCCUGUCAUCAGUCUACAUAGCACAGACAAUCCAUCAAAAUAUUUUGUAUUGGAAGGCAAUUCUAUGCUGAAGGAAGCUAUCCAGAAGAAGAAGAUAGUAAAGUCAGAAAUUAAAAUGCUUCAUAUUGAUGACUAUGAACUUCCUUUACAGUUGUCCUUUCCCAAAGAUUUUACGGACCGAAACCAGUAUGCUCUUCUCUUAAUAAUGGAUGAAGAACCAGGAGGACAGCUGGUUACAGAUAAGUUCCAUAUAGACUGGGAUUCAGUACUUAUCGACACUGAUAAUGUCAUCAUAGCAAGAUUUGAUGGCAGAGGAAGUGGAUUCCAGGGCCUAAAAAUUUUACAGGAGAUUCAUCGAAGGUUAGGUUCAGUGGAAGUAAAGGACCAAAUAGCAGCUGUGAAAUUUUUGUUAAAGCAACCAUACAUUGACUCUAAGAGAUUAAGCAUUUUUGGAAAGGGAUAUGGUGGAUAUAUUGCUUCAAUGAUCUUAAAAUCAGAUGAGAAGCUAUUUAAAUGUGGAUCUGUUAUCGCUCCUAUCAUAGACUUGAAAUUGUAUGCCUCAGCCUUCUCUGAAAAAUACCUUGGUAUGCCAUCUAAAGAAGAAAGCACUUACCAGGCAUCGAGUGUGUUACAUAACAUUCAUGGCUUAAAAGAAGAAAAUAUAUUAAUAAUUCAUGGCACUGCUGAUGCAAAAGUUCAUUUUCAGCACUCAGCAGAAUUAAUCAAACACCUAAUCAAAGCUGGAGUGAAUUAUACUAUGCAGAUCUACCCAGAUGAAGGCCAUAACAUAUCUGAGAAAAGCAAGUAUCAUCUCUACAGCACAAUCCUCAGAUUCUUCAGUGAUUGUUUAAAAGAAGAAAUACCCGUGUUACCACAGGAACCGGAAGAAGAUGAAUAAUAGACCUUAUUUAUAUAAAACUGAAGGGGACAUCAAGGCUCAAUGAAACGUAGCCAAGAGACUGUCAUAUUGUAGAUGAUCCAGAAUUUCAAAGGCAGCUUAAGGAGAUGACAUUAGAACAGCACACUCUGAGACAAUGAACUAGAAUUUGAAUACAGAAGUCCGAGUCUACUGUGUUGCCAAGGGUGCAGAACCUGGUUUUUGUGUGUGUGUGUGUAAGGAAGGUCAAGGGUUGGUUCCUGGGAGAAAUUAGUUUUGCAUUAAAGUAGCAGUAGUGCAUGUUUUCUUCUGUUAUCCCCCUAUUUGUUCUGUAACAAGUUGCUUCAUUUUAAUUUCAAUGAACACCAUGAUCUUUGCAUAUAAUGCACAACUUAUCAAUACUACAAUCCCUGAUCUUUGAUGGCUGAGCUGCAAUCUAACACUUUACUGUACCUUUACAAUAAGUGCAAUUCCUUCAUUGUUUACUAUUAUGCUUAAGAAAAUAUUAGUUAAUAAAAAACAGAUUAUUUUAUGUAAUUUCUGUUUAUAAAAAGACAUUAUUAAAUGGGUCAAGGUCAUGUAGAAAUAUGGACUUCAGCACCUUCCAAAGUUCAGCCUGUUAUCAGUAGAUACAAUAUCCUUAAAUGAAUACUCGACCGUAUGUCUCAUAGUAUAUAUAGACAUACGUGCAUACAGAGUCAAUCAAUCUAACCUUACCUGUUAUUCAAGCUUCAAAGGAUAAACUUUUGAUGAAUUAGAAGAAAUGCUCUUUUUUGCAGGCUGUAAUGGAUGCUUUGUUUAAUGAGCCAAAUAUGAUGAAACAUUAUUUUCCAAUUCAAAUUCUAGCUAUUGCUUUCUUAUAAAUGUUUGGGUUGUGUUGGUAUUGUUUUUAGUGGUUAAUAGUUUUCUAGUUGCAAUUUAAUUUUUUGAAUAUGAACCUUGUCACAUGUAAAUUAGAUACUUAAAUAUUAAAUUAUAGUUUCUGAUAAAGAAAUUUUGUUAACAAUGCAAUGCCACUGAGUGCUAUUUUGCUCUUUUGGUGAAGAAGGCUUUUUUAAAACCCUUGUCCUUUUACUUCUAUCUCUAGAUGCAGAAUCAAUUCUCAUUUUCAUUGUAAAAGUGAAGAGCUGCAUUAUUUCAUUUGUCAGUUCCUAUUUAGUAUUCCAUGCCCACUCAAUUCAUCUGUUACUGUUUAAUUUAAAUCCUUCUGGUGAGAAUUAGAAAUGAAAUAUUUUUUAUUCAUUGGCUGAAAAGGCCACAAACAGCAGUGUUUGCUAUUUAAUUUGAGUCAAAGGCACAAAAUGCAUUAAUUCCUGUGCUGUGCUGACUUGCAGUAGUAAGUAACUGGGAGUGUGAAAUGAACUUGACUAUAUAAAGUCAAAUUUAAGUAAUGAGAAUAUUAAUGUUGGUGACUAAAGUUAAAGAGUAUCUUCUCACGUUGCCUGAGGGAUGUUCUAAAAGAUGUUUAAAGGUCUGUAACUAAGUUUAGGAACUCAGAUAAAUCUAGAACAUGUACUAAGAUAUUGCGGUUUGAAAAAAUUCCUUAAUACAGACUGAAUUAUCAAGCCUUCAGAACACCAGGAGGAAAUUUUAAAAUGUAACAAAAUUGCUCAGUACCCCCCCUUUUUUGUGAAAGAAUCAAUCUAAAAAUCUGGGAAUUUGAAAAAACAUAAAUCAUUUUUAGGGUAUUCCACUUCUCUUCUGAAUGCUUUGAAAUAUUGUCUUUACUACAUUGGAUUCAAUUUAAAAUAGAAAAGGCUCUCUUUUUUGAAAGACCAAUUUCAGGUCUUUUUCAAGAAUGGCAAACACAUUUUUACAAAAAUGAGUUGUAAUGUUUAAAAGGAAAGUUUGCCUAUUUUAUUAAGAUGGAAAUUUCUUUUUAUUGUGAUUUGAAGUUCAACUGAAGCUUUUUAAUCAACAUUUUCAAUUGCAAAUUCUAGAGUUUUCUAUUAUGCAAAUAAUUAUGUUGUCUUGAAAGAUGUGGUUUUAUUGAAUGUCUAUUUAAGUAACAUUUAAAAAGUAUUUACCUUUUACUGUUCUUCACUUCUCUUGUUUUAUUACUAUUAUCAAUGUUUAUCUAUUUUCCAAUUAAUUUAAUACAGUUUCUAAUGUGAAAACAUUUGUCUGGAACCCACUUUCACCUUAAAGUCUAGCUAUAUCUAAAAUGAAGACUACUAUUUAGUAGGAGGUGGAAUAUUUUCCUCUCCUUGUAUCUCUGGUUUUAAAUAAUUGGAUAUUUAUAGGGACAGGGAAUGUUCAAAAUUCAAAAACACCAGUUGCUAAAGGAAACAUGAAACUGGAUGCUCCCUUGUUUGAUUGCCCUAAUUUAUAACAUACUAUUCAUAUACCCCUUAAGGUUUAAAGAUAAUCAGAUCUGUAAUAAACAUGCAAAAUUAAAUUAUCCAGAGACAAACACAUCACCUUUGAAACGAUUUCAAAAAAGAAGUGUCAUUAUUUUUUCCGCUUAAAUUGCUUCCAUUGAGGUCUCUAACUCAGUACUUAAAGACUAAGGAAAUUGCUGAACCUUUUAUUUCCCUGACAAACUAAGAAGAGAGGGCACUCCUCAAAAUAUGAAUCUCCACUUCUGCUGAGAAUAAGUCAAUUUGAUUUGAUACUUUAUAGAAAUAACCACUGAGGGUCUUGCAGAUGUUGGUCUAUUAGAAUGAAUUGAUUUAAACAUUGGUCUUUACUGUACAGAGAAUUUCUUAACCUAGUAGCCUCAAGUGGGAAACUUGAAACUGAUGUACCAGGGACUGAGUUACUCUCUAUUUUCUAGGAUCAUUGAAAGUACACAGCUCCAAAAGAGAAUCAUGUAUAAAAAACUUAUUUUGUCCUUCCUCACAUGCUCUGAUCACAGUUUACAUCCUGCAGCAACCAGCAUUGCAUAAAUAAAACCUGACUCUCAGCUUCA
Messenger RNA from Sorex araneus (European shrew), 5828 nucleotides. RefSeq names its product dipeptidyl peptidase like 10 (gene DPP10). Gene Ontology annotation, biological process: proteolysis. The record is from RefSeq and is a predicted model, not a curated record. The transcript is spliced from 26 exons. Gene Ontology annotation, molecular function: serine-type peptidase activity; dipeptidyl-peptidase activity. The coding region runs from base 536 to 2938 and encodes 800 amino acids. NCBI's taxonomy places the organism in Eukaryota, Metazoa, Chordata, Mammalia, Eulipotyphla, Soricidae.